Messenger RNA from Varroa destructor (honeybee mite), 4859 nucleotides. RefSeq lists its product as uncharacterized. The record is from RefSeq and is a predicted model, not a curated record. Lineage: Eukaryota; Metazoa; Arthropoda; Arachnida; Mesostigmata; Varroidae.
UUAACCCAGUAUCAAUUCUUAUAUGUGGUCCAUCCCUAUACGGUAUAUAUUAAGCUUGAAGGUUUAUCUAAAAGAUGCAUUGUUGCACGAAAAAAACUCUUUAGUUUGCAUUUUCUAAAAAGGAAGUCAUCUCAAGCGGUAACUUGGCAAUAUCGGAGGACCUUUGAAAUUGCCAUUGAGGACAGCAGGAAACCUCGAAAUCAUUAAACCUCUUCAGUUAACACUCACACAAUAGCUUCGUGUCGGGAAGUGCAAAGGCCGCGGUCUAUUUUCAUCUGCAACGAGUCCUAUACUCACACUGAUUUGGCCAAAAAAAACAUACAGAUCUGCUGAUUCAAAUCUGGCCGUCGAUGACACCCAGUCACGGCGUAUGCGCGUCGCUCUUUUCAUUAGGUCACUCGACCUUCGCAGUCCUACUUAACGGAUUAUUCGGCAUACCGCUAAGCAGCUUACCCAAGUCCAGUCUUUAUGUCGCCAACUAAUUCGCUAGAGCUUUCAACUCAUGUAGCUAGAGGUAUUUCCUGCAAUUGCUGCCACCGCUUCCGGCUCCAUCUGUAUGAACUAGAAAGGGCCAACAUAAAGCUGAUUGGAAAAUUUCCACACAUACACGUUAAUCUUAAGCGGUAAUAGUUUAUUUGGCUGAUUCUCCCUUUUAUCUUCAUCGCCAAUAGACCUUUAGUUAACUCUAGCUUGAUCCACCAGCUGCCCGUAUACCAUCCAGUAAUAGUAGUGGCAUCCAGUAAUAGCCUAAUUGUUUUCUAAGAGCAGUUUCUGGCCAUAGGAGAUCAUCCAGACGUAACCUUUCCGUACGUCAUCCUCUGGAUCUUCCUUAGCUGUAAGCAUUGAUGGUGCACCGUUUGCGAAAGGGAUUAACCUGCGAAGUACACAUUGAUAUAGGAGGGUGUUAGCGUUCCUUUCUCGUUGUGUAGUGCUAUUAGAAUUAUUGCAGCAGUAGUUUUGUUUGUAGAGCGUCCGUAUAGCCGUUCCCACCGAACAGAUUGCUCGCAACGGCCGUGUCUCACCAGCCGCGGCACCGAUAGCACAGCUUUGAUUGUUAAAGUGUCAGCUUUCCUUGAGUUUCUCGCCUCACCUAACGCGGUCGCCUACAAUCGUUUUCGAUUUGGUCCUAGUAGUAGUCGGCUUGUCCUAUGCGGCUACACUUUCAGGAGCUGCGCUGCCUACUAUUGCCACAGUCCGACGUUUGACCGGCAGUGAACGUGGCUACCAGUUCGUGCUCAUCUGUGCCACAGGUCAGCGCCAAUUCAUAGUAAAACUGAUAGGGACAUUUCACUAGGAUCGCGCGAAUCGCUGACUCGCCCUACUGCUGGACGAGGCGGCGCUUUACCUCGCCAGUGGCUGUUACAAGACAACGCAGUAAAGCGCUGCCGGCAGAAUGUCCGUCUCGUGACACGGAGAUGAGGCGCGGGUGCCUGCCAAGCAGCGAAAAUACCAUGAAACGAAUACACGUUGUGACUAGUGUAUCAGCGCACAUUUGCAUUGCAGAUAUUUUGCCCAAGGAUCUGUGAACUGCGAGUUAGGACAAGAAAUCGGCAAAAACACUACUGCCAGCUCCGUGAAUUGUUGACAUCGGUCACGUUAAUCAAACCCUGAUCAACAAGAUGCCUUUAACACAUCGCUCGCAUCCACCGUCGAUUUCGUCGCAGCCUUCAGACAUCUCUGGAGAUACCCGGUCCUCGGGUCUGACAGGAACCCGUUCGGAUAGAACCAGGAGCGGAGGCAGAAACGUCGAUGAAAACAGACGCUUAUAUCAACGACACUCAGAUACUACGCGGGAGCCCUCGCGAGACGACUCAUACAAUCGCGAUCUAAUGUCAAGGUCGCGACGGUACAAGGAUGCGAAGUCAAACGAGAUGAAAGAUCGUGGAAGCGAACGAAACCAAUAUAAGAAUUGGGAGCAGUCGUUUGAGCGUCAUUCGGGGAAAGAUUCGUAUGAAGCAACCGACUGCAAACAUGACAAUGAACAAUAUGAAAACACCAACAGAAAUUGUGCGCGUAACGAAAAUGGUAAUCGAGGAGCUCAUCACGAAGCAAAAAGCGCAGAAAAACGCGGCAAGACAUAUAAAAAGCACAAUUACCUAGAUACCAAAUUGUGUGAGGAUUACAGCCUAAGACGAGUAACCUCGAAAGGUUGCCGCUUAAAGGAUGACGGCGAUAAAUCUAAGCAGCAGUUCGAAAUGGAACCUCUACAAAAAGCUGGUGUGUUAACAGAGGAACUGCGGCAAACCUACAGCCAAAAGUCCAAGGACAAGGAUCGUAGCCAGGAUGGUAAUCGUGUCAAUAAUGAAGGCUCGCAGAAAAAGUUAAAGAAGUCUAAAGAUGAUGUAGAAGGAGGCGUUUCAGUAGAAUUGCAAGGAUCAAAAUCCAAGAAGGACGAAAAAUCGGAAGGGUCGAAAAAAAAAAAUCAGUUAAUGUAUGACACGAAAUACAGCAGUGGCCAUUCGCGUGCUUCGGGCUCCUACCCAGUUAGGCCAACAGCUUCGCGGGACACAUCCUACAAUAAGUCGGACCCUCAGAAGAAUGAAGAUCAACCUAACCAAAACUCCUUAAACAGGUCUGUUACUGUCAGGCGUGCCGGCACAAUAUUAAACGCCAGAGAGUCGAAACUCGCAGCGGACUUUGUGAUGGAAGAACCUAGCCUAUUACGAGCAGCCGCUUACGUUGCCGCAAUCAUCUCUGCUCUCGACGCACUUUGUGGGAUACUCGGCGGAGCUUUCAUUCUCUAUAAUAGAAAAGACUACAUUGCCACCGAUGCCGGUAAUACUGAAAGGAAUUAUAAGGAUUAUACAAUGUAUACAUAUCUGACCAUUCAUAGUCUCUCCUUCGUUUCCAGUGGAGUUUUCCUCCUAGCUAAUAAGAAAGGACAUAUAAAUUCGAUUAUUUUCUGGAUAUCUAUCCAGAUAUCAAUUUCAAUCGUUUUUACCGCGGGAAUCAUUCUUUUUCUCACACAGGAGCUACGACAGAAUGACGUUACAGAACUCUUUGAAGGUAAAAAGCUCUUGGUGAUGUUGUACUUUUCAUCAUUGUUGCUGACGUUAACUAUAGUCAGGGUUAUAAACAUUUUAAUCGCAUGGCGACGUUACAAGAAAUUGAUCUGGCUGCCCCGAAGAGGCCCAUGUGUGUCGGGCGCCAAAUCUCACCCAAUAACCCGGCUGGGGGUUACGGAAACUGGACAGCUCUCGUUGGAAGAUCGUUACUCUGUAGUCUUGGAUGAAUUGCGAGCUUCGAAUGUGGAAAUUUCGCAACGCCAGCAUAAAGAUACUAGAAAAGAUACUUCAUAUCGAAAUCACGAAAAAGCUUCUCAUCAUUCGAAGAACGGCGGCGUCUUCGCCUCCGAGUUGAACUAUGCUGACCAUUUACGAUCCGAAAAAAAUGGGCCCACAGCCCAAACCACGUUGGGGUCGAUUCGGGUCGGGACGAGCAACGACGGAGCUGCAGUUAGUGCGCCUAUGCAGGUCGUAGUCGAGGUCCACAAUCCAUCCAAGGACGGCAGCGUGAGGAGUGCAACGUCACAAAGCUCAGGAGGGACGAUAUCAACAUUUACCAGCCAAUCUAUUCCAAGACAAUUCAGUCUAGCUGAUAUUGAUGUGGCGAAAACCAUUACUACACGUGGCUGCAUCAACAAGUCAACCGCAACCAACGGCCGACUGACAAAUCGACCCUCGUACGAAAACAGUAGUACCAGAGAACAUCCUUCUAUGGAGUACUUCUGCGAGUAUUGUUCAAGGGAUGAAAGAUCUUACGACCUGGACAGGCCUCAGACGGAUAAGCAGUCGGAAGACUAUGCAUCCCAAUGGUCCUGUCCCCGGCUCGUCCAGGCACGUAGGUCGCGUCUGGAACCGUGGAACAAUUCGAGUCAUUUUAUACAAGAUGAACGAGAAAAAUCAGCACUGAAAUUGUGCAAGUCACCCCCAACAGGAGCUGUGCCCGCUGUGGGUAACCCUGAGCAGUGGGCACGCUUCCGAGGCCGAAACCUACAUCAUUAUGGAGCUGAUUCGACGGGCGAACUUCGGAAACUUGCUUUCACUGAACUCGAACCGAAACCUGAUUAUUAGCGGCUGUCGAUGAUGGGUGACGACCUACUAGUCAUUUUUUAAUACGUUCAAUAAAAUCGAAUGCAAACGAUUUUUUUAUUGUAGAAAAUUGCUUGAUAUCAUACAAACAAAUCAUACGCUUGAUUUUAUUAUGACACCAUGGCAUUUUAUAACGCAUAAACGUCACGCUGAGGCAAACGUUACAGCGUUGGUAUAAGAGACGUUAACCACAGAAGGAACUGAUUGUGUUAGAAAUCCCUGAUAAUUACACGGUACUAGUGAAAUGAAUAUUUUUUGGGAUAUUUCAACGGGUAAGAACCAACUAAAUGUAAGAAAUGUAUCCUUUUACAAAUAAAUCCAAGGUGUUAGUUUGUUAUAAAAUCAAGGUGUAGAGAUAUUACCGCGUUCUCUAAUUUGUAGCAGUAUACAUCUAUGGAGGCCGUAUAAUAUUCGAUCAUCUAUUCAAUACGUAUAUAUAUACACGUUUUUUCAUGCACGAGCUAAAGUAACUCGUUAGGACAACAAAAAUAUUUACGUGUACGAGCCUUGUCCAUUUUUGAUAUUCGAUAAGCAGCCCCAAAUAUAGAACAUUAAUAACAAACAUCUUUUUUUAAAUCGAGCUUUACACUUCAAAGCUGCAUUUCUUAACUGGAUCAUCGCCGGGACGUCGCUAGGGCGUUGCUGAAACAUUUAAAUUUUUUCAUGGAGUUUAUAUAUGUAUGCAUGCACGCACGUAUAUUUUCAGUCAGAUUGUUUAUUAGCCUUAAACUCUCUCUCCCUCUCUCUCUCUCUCUCUCUAUAUAUAUA